AUGCCGGAUUACUGGCGGAAGGAACGGUUCCAGGCCUUGACAGUCGAAGGCCGGGAGAUGUUGAAGGCCCCAUCUUUGGCUGGGCACACUCAGCUGCAUCAGCACCACUGGCUCCCAGCCUGUGGUCCUCAGCCCAGCAGUGUCAGCGUUUCCCUGGACCUUGCUGGAGGGGAGUGUUCUUGGGCUCUACCACUCACCUGCUCAACCAGAAACCCCGGGGGAGGGGCCUUCUGGGAACCCCUGCAGGUGAUUCCACUCCUGAUGCCAAACCCCAGGGCCCAGACUCACCUGGGGAAGCUGAGGGAGGUGGCCUUGGAGGACAAGCCUGGGAGAGCAGGUUUCUGGACUGCAUUGUCCUCGCCUUCCUGCUGGGAGGUGCUGCUGUCUGCCAGUGCUGGCCACAAGGGGGCAGCAGAGGGCUGGGAAACCCGGUGCCGCUGGCGCUGCCUCUGGGUUGGCCCUGCUCCUCUGGGGCCUGUGCUGUGCAGAGUUCUGGAGCAGGGGUUUGGAGCCAGGAUCUCCGCACUGCUGGGAGCACGCACUCCUAUAAAUAACGAGGAGCUCACGGAGAAGGAGAAUGGAAAGGGAAGCUUAUUUGGUACAAAGCACAGUGACGUCCGUGAGCAGCUUUUCCAUGAACGCAUUUCCAGGGACUUCUGGAAGAGACCCCCCCCCCACCCAGGUCCUCGGCCUCCCCUCUGCCCCCCAGACCCCCGGACACCGCUAGGGCUGCUGCCCCCCACGUGGUGGCCCCACUGGGAGCAGGCGGGACUCUGGGGGGAGCUGGCACCGGCAGGGCUGACCCUGGUGGGUUCCUCACCUCGGGACCCCGGGUCUCAGCUGCGACAGGAGGACAGCAGGAGGACGGGCACGGAGACUCCGUGUGUGCUGCUCAGAGGGAAACGCGGGGGGGUGAGCGGGGCCGAGGGUGGGGUGGGGGCCGUGGGACAGCCGGGCCCUGGGCGCAGCGCUGCGGCUCGGUCUGCGGAGAGGAGACUGCGGGAGAGGGCCGUGUUCUCAGUCUAUUCUGUGUCCACAGACGAUUUCCAGGUGAUCGGCCCCUCAGUUCCCAUUGUGGCCAUGUUGGGUGGUGACGCCAUCCUGCCCUGCUCCCUGGUCCCAGCCAUGAAUGCAGAAGACUUGGAGCAGCUGCGGUGGUUCCGUACCAAGUUCUCAGAGGUGGUAUUCGUGUAUCAGAACUGCCGGGAGCAGCACGAAGAGCAGAUGCCCCAGUACACAGGGCGGACCUCGCUGGUGAGGGACCUCCUCACCCAGGGGCAGGCUGCUGUGCGCAUCCAGAAGGUCCAGGUUUCAGACAACGGGAGGUACACCUGCUUCUUCCAGAAGGGAGACUACUAUGAAGAGGCCACUUUAGAACUGCAGGUGGCAGGCCUGGGCUCUGCCCCUCAAGUGCACAUUGAAGGGCCGGAGCAGGACGGGGUCCGCGUGGUGUGCAAGGCCUCGGGCUGGUUCCCGAAGCCCCAGGUUCAGUGGACAGACCUCAGCGGGAAGAAGUUCCUGGAGUUCUCUGAGGCCCAUGCCCAGGACGCAGCAGGGCUGUUCAGCGUGGAGGCGGCUCUGGUGGUGAGAGACAGCUCUGCAGGGAGUGUGAGCUGCUCCGUCCUCAAUCCCAUCCUGGGCCAGGAGAAGGCGAUGGCCGUGUCCAUCCCAGCAUGGAGGAAGGCGCAGCUGUAUGCUGACUGGCGGAAGGAACGGUUCCAGGCCUGGUCUGUCACUCUGGAUCCAGGCUCUGCCCAUCAGACUCUUGCAGUCUCUCCUGAAAGGAAGAGUGUGACCUGCCAGACCACCCCUAAGGGCCCUGACGACAUCUACAGUGUGUUGGGCCUUGAGGGCAUCACGUCAGGAAGAUGUUACUGGGAGGUGGAGAUCAGCAAAGGAAAGUCCGGCGACUGGGUUCUGGGGGUCUGUAGGGAGCAUGUGACAAGCACAGGCUGGUGCAGAGAGUCCCCAGAUGAGGGGUUUUGGGUUGUGAGUUCAUUUUACAAUAGCUACCUUGCCUGGACUAAGCCUCUACAGACUCUAUCCCUUAGGCAGGAUCCCCGCAGGGUGGGGAUUUUCCUGGACUACAGUGAGGGGGACGUCUCCUUCUACAACAUGACUGACGGCUCCCACAUUUUCUCAUUCCCCAAAGCUUCUUUCUCUGGAACCCUCUUUCCAUGCUUCAUGCUUCAAGGAGACAUGACCCUGACCAUCUGCUCCACAGAGAAGGGUUCUGAGGGGCUCCCUGUGCCCCUUAGCAAGUCUCCUUCUUUGGAGGGGGCUGUGAGGCCCCCAGGGGAGGGGCUCAGCUCAGGCUCUGGAGUGGAUGGAUCUCCCCCAGGGGCUGAGUCUCCAUUGCUGCCCUGA
This is a messenger RNA of Lepus europaeus (European hare), 2367 nucleotides long. RefSeq names its product butyrophilin subfamily 1 member A1-like. Gene Ontology annotation, cellular component: external side of plasma membrane. Lineage: Eukaryota; Metazoa; Chordata; Mammalia; Lagomorpha; Leporidae. Gene Ontology annotation, biological process: T cell receptor signaling pathway; regulation of cytokine production. Bases 1 to 2367 code for a protein of 788 amino acids. The transcript is spliced from 9 exons. Gene Ontology annotation, molecular function: signaling receptor binding. The record is from RefSeq and is a predicted model, not a curated record.